This is a messenger RNA of Syzygium oleosum, 5683 nucleotides long. RefSeq names its product protein TIME FOR COFFEE. The record is from RefSeq and is a predicted model, not a curated record. The transcript is spliced from 13 exons. The coding region runs from base 341 to 5050 and encodes 1569 amino acids. Gene Ontology annotation, cellular component: nucleus. Lineage: Eukaryota; Viridiplantae; Streptophyta; Magnoliopsida; Myrtales; Myrtaceae. Gene Ontology annotation, biological process: regulation of circadian rhythm.
GUAGAGAGAGAGAGAGAGAGGGAAGAGAGAGAAAGUAGAGAGAGAGAGAGAGAGGGAGAGAGUGAAGAGGAAGAAGGAGAAGAAGAAGAUAAGGGGGAAGAAGGUGUGAGAUCUUGCGACAAUCAGCAGGGUACAGCGAAAGAUCUCUCCUUGCCGUCGAUUCAGUGUGCUUUCUGGCCGAGUGCUUGCUCGGAAUCUUUGCCUAUUCGGGCUCCGGCGGCCGGGCCCCCGGGCGAAUUAUGCUCCGGCUCCGGCGAUGAGAUAAGGGUGUGUCCUCAUCUUCCCUGGUGUAUCGGGCUCGAUUCGACGAGAAGGGGGAGCGCACGAGAAACCCUUUAUCAUGGACAGGAACAGAGAAGCCAGACGAGGUACCAUGGCGGCUUCUAAUGGCCUGUCCAGACGACGACACAGGACCGGCCUCCGAGACUCUCCAGAGGAGGACGGGCCGGUGGAGCUCGCGGAGACGGCGAGGCUGAGAGAUCGAGGGAGCGGCGGCAAGAAGGACCGGGAGCGAGAUCGAGAUCGGGAGCGGGACAGGGAUCGGUUCUCGAGGAGCGGGAAGAGGAGGCGAGGGGACCGGCUGAUGCUGAGCAGGGAGGACGGGGGCGAGGAGAGCUCGGAGGAGAGUGUGAACGACGAGGAGGACGAGGACGAGGACGACGGGAGCGGGAGCGGCCACCACGUGAGGCUGCUUGCGCCGUCGAGCCAGGCGAACUCGCUCUCGUCUUCUUCCGCGGCCGCGGCCCUGAACAACCACAGCCGCCGGAGCUUUCCGCCGGCGGCGAAGGUCUUUAGGACGGCGCCGUGGAAAGCGCCCGAUGAGAUGAUCGGCGGCGUCACGGUGCCAAGGAAGGCUCGGUCAGUCUCGACGAAGAGGUCCCACGAGUGGGUUUCAGGUCAUUUGGUCGGCGGCGACCAAGUUCUCCGGCAGGCUUCUACCUCGCCCGUGAGGCCGACUCUCGCAGCUCCGACGGCCUCUCCGGUGAGGCCACUUUCGCCGUUUUCUUCGAAUGCCUCUGUUCGAAAGAAGUUGAAGCCGAACGGACCGAAGCAGAGGCCGCCGAAGUCGUCAUCGAAGUCGACAUCUUCAGCUCAAGAUGAAAUCGAGAUCGAGAUUGCGGAGGUUUUGUAUGGGAUGAUGAGGCAGCCUCAGGGUCCGUCGAAGAACGAAGCCGUGGGAAGCGAUUUGGUGAAGUUCGAUUCGAGGGAAGAGAACAAUUCCACCGGCGAUGCGAAGUCCCGAAUUUCGUCUCCCAUCUCGAACUCUCAAUCUGGCGCUCCGCCAUCGUCAUCGGUUUUGCCCCAAAACUCCGGUUCAUCUGCACCUCCGCUGACCGCUAUCGCACCCAAGAGGAAAAAGCCUCGUCCAGUGAAGUACGAGGACGAGACGCCAUCGAUAUUUCCAGUCAGGAGCAGCUCCAUCUCCUCGACCAAAGCCGAAAUCGACCAGACGGGGGCCAAGAUCGAAGCCGCCUCACCCAAUAUGGAGAAGGCCCUUGGAUUCACGGUGGAAGAAAAUGGAGCUUCCGUUGAUUUGGCAAAAUCUCAACCUGCUCCGGUGCCGCUGGAGAACCAACCGGAGCCGAUGAAGCUGGAAGGCUUCCCGGCGCUGGAUUCCAAGCACUUGACCGAAGAAACGGAGAGCAGAGAUGCGGUCACCACCGCCGCGGCCAAGGAAGAGCCGCCAUCGCCCAAAAAGGAAUCUUCCGGUCUCCAAUUGGAUGACGACCGUGUGGAUAAGACAGCGACAAAAUCGAACUCGGGAAUUCCUGAGAUGGAGAAACAGCGAGAGGAGAAGUUUCAGAUAGAUCUGAUGGCUCCUCCUCCGUCGAGAUCAUCUCCAGAAAGGGACGGCGAUAUCGAUUUUGCGGCAGUAGAUCCGAAGUCUGUGGUGUCAAAUAUGAGAACUGACAUGAAGCCCUCGUUGAAGGAUGAUGAGAAGACGACAGCCAAGGUCGGAAAGGAAGAAGCAGUGAAUGCAGAAGCCGAGGCGGCGAAAGCUAUGGCCGUGGAUGCGGAAUCGCAGAAGCCGGCUGUUCAUAAGGUGAAGAAUAUUGAUCUCCAGUUCGAUUUGGAGAAGGCUGAUGGAGGAGGAGGAGCGGGCAAUGCGAGUGUUAGCAAGCUUAAUCAGCCUGUCCAUAAGCAUCAGCAGCAGCAGCAGCAGCAGUCCCUCACCGAGAAAUCUGCUCAAACCCCCAAUUCUUUACCUUUCCCAAUGCCCGUAGCUGGAUGGGCUGGCGGGCUUCCACCCAUGGGCAGAUACAUGGGACCAUUAGGAGGAGUUGUAUCCAUGGAUGGGAGUACUGUUGCUUCUGCUGCAAUCCAGCCACCGCAAUUGCUCUUUAGUCAGCCCCGUCCGAAGAGGUGCGCCAACCACUGCUACAUUGCUCGGAAUAUUAAUAUUCACCAGCAAUUCACGAGGAUGAAUCCCUUCUGGACGGCAGCUGCUGGUUCGGCUUCGCUUUAUGGGGCCAAGCCCUGCAAUCUCAAUGUGGUUCCAUCCCCUGAGUUGCAUGGAAAUUUGACGUCCACUAGAAAUAUGAAUGCGCUCCCGGACAAGGGUCAAAAUCCUGCCAUCUUUCCCGGUAAAGAGAAGGCAUCUCAGUCGGCAAAUAGUAUUGAUGCUUCUCAAAGAAAGCAAAUUUUGCUCCAGCAAAGUCUACCUCCUGGAGCACCUAGCAAUAUUCUGCACGGCCCUGCUUUCAUCUUCCCUCUGAGCCACCAGCAACAUGCGGCAGCUGCUGCCGCUUCUGUCCGACCCGGACUCGCAAAGUCCCCAAAUGUAGUUGCGGCUGCAGCUGGCGCCUCCACAUCCGCCUCAAGUGGCAGCUCUGCUGCAGCUGCAGCUACAGCAAUGAGCUUCAACUAUCCAAAUAUGCCUGGAGGUGAAGCUCAGUACUUGGCAAUUUUGCAGAAUAAUGCAUAUCCAUUUCCUGUGCCGGCUCAUGUUGGGGCUCCGCCAGCUUACCGAGGUUCCCAUGCUCAGGCGAUGCCCUUCUUCAAUGGAUCAUUCUACUCUUCUCAAAUGCUCCACCCUUCGCAGCUCCAGCAGCAAUCGCCUGCUCAGUUGCCACAGUCGCAACCGGGUCAUCAUAACGCUAGCAUUUCCAGUAGUUCCUCAUCGACCCAGAAGCACUUGCAAAAUCAGCAGCAGAGACCGCAUAACAGUAAUGGAAACUUGCCCGGCUUUCCUUCUGCUAAGACCCAGCAAGCACAGCAACUGCAGCUGCAGCACAACCAACAUGCGCCUCAUCAAGUUCGCGCCCUGGAAUGUGAAGGUGGUGAAGAUAGCCCUUCAACUGCUGAUAGUCGAGUCGCGCGCGCUAAUAUGAACAUCUACGGUCAGAAUUUCACUGUGCCCAUACCUACUGGGAACUUUGCUCUGAUGACCCCUGUUCAGUUGGGUGCAGCCAACGGCACCGGCAGCACUCCCGGUGAAAAGAAGCAGCAGCAUCUGCUUCCACAACAGCCGGGUCCAAAAUCUGGAUUGGAGUCAUUUCCAUCUCCGGCUUUUGCAAUGUCAUUCUCCUCCAUUAGUAGUUCAGCAUCUGCGCAUGGCCUCGACAUGAUAGCACCGAAUCACGCCAUUCUCCAGAGCCUCCCUGAGGCCAAUAGGCAUAAUUAUCAGAUCAUGGCUGCUCCUGCCGUUACACAAUCUGCACAGCAGAAGAAGAAUCACCGGGCUACUGAUGAAGGCAAAAUGGAUGCUUCCAAUGAAGAUGAAAGAAAGCCACUUGCUGGGAAGACUCCGGCAACAAUCGGGCAAUCUAUUGCAUUUUCUCGGCCCGAUCUGGCCGAUACUUCAGUUUCCGCAUUACCUGGCAGUAACGUUGUUGAUAGUUCUGCCCGAACCUUAAACCUUGGCUCUGCUGCUUCUCGAACUUCUGGUUCAGUAAUACCGGCUGUUGGGAGCACCCACAGUGGACCCACUUCCCAGCAGCAACUUCAGCGGAAUCAACAGCAGCAGCAGAUGAUUCAGCUCCAGAAGCAUCCGCAGUUUGCUGCUGCAGCUCGGAGCAAGUCUCCUGUGACUAGCAAUGGAAGUGUGUAUGGUGAUCAUCCAUCUUCCGCAGCUGCCUCCAAAUUUCCCAGUCUGUCUCCAUUUCCCCAAAAUCUGAUGCAAACGAGUUCCGCUCAAAGUCAGUCUACGCAAUGGAAGGGUUCAAUUCGGCCAGCUACAUCUCAAGUUCCAUCCUCUCUCGGCAACACCUCUACAUCAUCCCUUAAAAAUCUUCCGCAACAGCAGGGCCGAACACAGCAAGGCCAGACACACAUCUCCUUCGCAGCCAACUCCAAAUCCCCUAAUGCCCUACAGGGUCAACAAAUUCCUAAUAGUAAUCAAUCUCCAUCUUCUCCUGUGGUGGUUGGAUCACCAACUACUUCUUCAAUGUCUAAAAGCGCUGGUGGAAGCCCAAGGACUGCCACUUCAUCCUCUACGGGCAACAAAUCUGCACAAGCUUCCUCAUUGCAAGUACAAGUGAAGAACCCCUCAUCGUUGCCUACUCGCAAGUCAUCGCCUGUUGGCACGGGGAAUGUACCGUCGAUCUUGGGGAACUCGCAGGUGACAUCUUCCUCGAGUGGAGGAACCAAACAUCAGCAACAGCUUCCAAAGCAGCAAUUGCAGCAGGCACAGCUUUUCUUUUCUCAUAAUUAUGUGCAGCUUCAAGCUCCUCAUUCAACAAAUUCAACUUCAACAGCCUCUGCCACUAAUGCCUAUUAUCAUCAGAGAAGACCACCCGACCAACAGUCCAAAUCCCAGCAACCACAAGGCUCAGCAGCAACUUCCUCAUCGGGGAUGUUGUCGCUCUGUACCCCCGUUACCCUUGCUAAUGCUAGUACUUGUGAUCCUGUAAAAGCUGUUGCUGCGAGUAACAUGAAGGGAGGAGGUGGAUUGCCCUCACAGAGUAUUCUCCAUGCUGCUCAGUUCACUGUUGCGCCGCCAUCCGGCAGUCAGCAUCAGCUUGUACCAGCUGGGUUUUCGUAUAUUCAUCCUGUUCCGAAUGCGGUGCAGGUGAAACCAGCCGAACAAAAACAGCCUGCUGGAAAUUGAUCGUUUAUACCCCCCUAUGGCAGCGCGAGAAGAAGCGUGAGUUUCAGAUGGCUUGGCUUCUGUCGGGGAAGGGACGUGGCCGGAAACAAGAUGGUGCAACCUGGGAUCCACAAUUUUGGAGGAGGUUGAACCAGCAAGAAGGGGAGAUGAUGGUUCGUUCCCUGUGGGGGCUGUUCCUGCAAAAUGUUUAUUCGUCCUCGAUCAUCGCCCCCCUUUGUAUUUAAUCUGCUGACCCGGGUUGGUUGUGAAAUCUGCUAAUAUGUUGAUUGGUUUUGAUGGUGGUGAGAGAGACAGCUGCGAGAGAGGGAGAGAGAAUGGACAGUGCAAAGCAACAAUUGAAUCUGUGUUUUUGUAGGGGGGAAAAGAGGAAAGGGGGAUAGGUAAAGAGCCCAUAUCAGGUCCAGGCGUUUGAGGAAGAGGAAGACCCACCUCUUUUUGGGGUUGUACCGGUGGUUUUUUCUGUUGUCUUUUGUAGAUCUUCUCUUUCCUCUUUCCUUGAGGGGGGUUUUGAUAUUUCCAGGAAAAAAGUGCAGCAAAACAUCUUCUGACAAUAUAUAUAUGCUACUACUACCGUGAAGGGUGUAUAUGUAUAUGCCUGGCACAUAUAAAAUGGACCCUUCCGAAUUUUUUUCA